Messenger RNA from Aspergillus clavatus NRRL 1, 624 nucleotides. Its product is annotated as HIG1 domain-containing protein. The transcript has a single exon. The record is from RefSeq and is a predicted model, not a curated record. Lineage: Eukaryota; Fungi; Ascomycota; Eurotiomycetes; Eurotiales; Aspergillaceae. The coding region runs from base 1 to 624 and encodes 207 amino acids.
AUGAAAACUCUCACCCAAGAAGAAGCAAAGACAUACUCCACCGACGUCUGGUCCUGGGGCGCCAAAGCCGGUCUAGCCGGACUCGGCGGCGGGCUUCUACUCGUCGGCGCCUUGAACCGCUUCCACCCACGCUUUCGCACCUAUGACCUAUCCAUCAAGGCCUCGCUGCCGCUCUACCCAGCCUUCCUCGGCGCGAUGGCCGGCGCCAGUUACGGAGAGCAUCUCUUCCAGCGCCAAGAACACCCGUGCAUCGGCUACCUCGACGCCAAGCAGCGAACCUUGGAGGCGAUCCGCCGCGACGAAGCGCCGAUCCAGCGCAUGAAGGAAUGGGCCUACGACCACCGGUACAAGCUGUGUGCGGCGACAUGGAUGACCACGAUGCUCGUGGCGAUGCGUAUGAUGCGGCGAGAAGUGGGGAUUAGUGAGGGACAGAAGCUGCUGCAGGGCAGGCUGGUUGCGCAGGGAUCGACGAUCAGCAUCCUACUGUUUACGACCGCGAUGGAGAUGCGGGACGCGAAGAAGGGACGCGGCAUUUAUGAGGAGGUCGAGGUUGUUGAGUGGGAUGACCCGCGGCAUAAACGCCUGCAUGAUGUGCCGAAUGAGAUGAAGGCGGAUAGGAUGUGA